CGUCCGCUGGUUUGAAUAUGCUAACAACAAACAGCAGCUCGUGCAGACCGGAUGACUGAAACGGUUUGUAGUUUUUAAAGUGUUCUAAAAAUGUUUUCGACACUUUUGUGAGUGACGCUCGUGCAGCAGCUUCAGCAGGAUCCCUGAAGACCAGGUCUACCUGUCAGCAUGCAGUCAGAGCUGCUGAUUGGGUGGCAGCAGGAGAAGGCGGAGCUUAAGCGGGAGGUGUGUCGUCUGCAGGAGGAGCUGGCUGAGAGUCGAGCAGAGAGGGAGGAGCUAGAGUCCAGGAGCAGAGCUCUGAAUGAGAGGCUGUACCAGUCAGUGUCUCCCUCACUCUCCCUCCCUCUGAGGCUGGAGAGUGAUCAGAGGGAGUGGAAGAGGAGGGUGAGGGAGGGGAGAGAGAGAGAGGCCAGACAGGCUCUGUUGAUCCACCGCCUGCAGAACAAGGUGUUGGAGUACAGAGAUCGAUGUCAACGAGUGGAGCUUCAGCUGGUCAGCACCGAGGUACUAAUACUACUAGUACUACUAGUGUACUAAUACUACUGAUACUACUA
This is a messenger RNA of Anarrhichthys ocellatus (wolf-eel), 554 nucleotides long. Its product is annotated as rootletin-like. The record is from RefSeq and is a predicted model, not a curated record. The coding region runs from base 169 to 537 and encodes 122 amino acids. The transcript has 4 exons. Lineage: Eukaryota; Metazoa; Chordata; Actinopteri; Perciformes; Anarhichadidae.